AUGUCCCAAAUCGACGGCGUGGCGCUCCAGCAAAUCUUCGCCCGCCUCAAAACUCCCCGUAUUGAGGCCCGCACAAGGGCCGCCCACGAUCUCCGGGCGUUUUUAGGGGCCAUAUCUCGGGACUUAUCUUCCGAGCAGUUUAACCGCUACAACAACGAAAUAAACCGCAUGAUCUUCGAAUUGUUGCAAAGCAAAGAUACCCUGUUGACCUUGGGAGGCAUUGCAGCGCUCAAUUCGCUCAUUGACUUCGACAGCCAUGAGGGAGAGGAGAACGCAACACAAACAGCCCGAUUUCUGAACUACUUGAAGUCGUUGAUUCUUCUGAAUGACGUCACGAUCAUGAAGCAGGCCAUCACCACCUUGGGGAAAUUGGCCACGCCGGGAGGAACGCUUACGGCGGAGUUCGUUGACCACGAGGCGAAAACGGCCAUAGAAUGGCUCCAGUCGGAGGGCAAACAGAACGAAACCCGGCGCCAUGCGGCGGUGUUGAUCAUCUCUGCAUUGGCCCACAAUGCGCCGCUUUUGUUGCAGGGCUACAUCCUGCUGUUCUUCGACUAUCUCUGGAUGCCGCUUCGAGACCUGCGCUUGGUGGUGCGGUGCGAUGCUGCGGCUUGUUUGGAACGCUGUAUAGAUAUUGUAUAUGCUCGUGAUGUAGAGAUGCGUCGCCGUUGGCUCCGAGUGUUGAUGGACCACGCGCUGGCCGUGUUGAGCCCGCAUAGAGGCGCCGACGGCGCGGCCUCCGAUCAGGGCCUGAACACCGUAUCUCUGGGCCAAACCUCGGGCUCGGGGCUCAUCUCUGCAUUUUCACUUUUGGGCAAUACCAGCAGCCCGUCGCCUGAGUCCGUCCACGCUGCGCUUUUGGUCUAUCGCGAGCUCGCCAAGUAUCCUGAUGAUCCUCAUGUCCGCUCCAACUUCGAUACAAUGUACGAAAACACAACUCUGCACAAGGGAAGCAAGUACGGCUACAUACGAACGGAAAUCUGCAAUGUUUUCUCGUUGCUAGUGCGUGUCAAUCGUGAAGACUUCGUUGAGAAAUACUUGCACAGAACCGUCUACUGGUACUUGCAGCAGCUCCGCAAGUUCAAAUCCAACACCAGUGCUUCCGCCAAAUCGGAGAAAAGUGCCAUUUUUCGCAGCAUUGGGCUCAUUUCUCGGCAGGUCGGCAGUCAAAUGGCUCCAUACUUGGAUGCUAUUCUAGAAAACAUCCGUGAAGGGCUCGCAUCUCUGGCAUCUCCAACCAGUAGCUCAACUUCAAGUGCCGCAGCUGCCAUCUCUGCGGCUGCUUUUGCUGCCUCGUCAUCUUUUUUCUCCUCCUCGACCGCAGGUGGAAGCUCUUUGGGCGGCUACAAUCUGUACAGCAAUGCGCCUAAUUACUUCGAUGAAAUUGUCAGCCAAAGACCAUCGACAAUCUUAGAGAAGGAAGUCCAGCAGCCUGAUGUGGUCGCCACAGAUAGUGCAUUGCUGCAAGAAAAGGAGGUUGAAAUCGCAAUUUUUGACUGUAUUGGCCAACUUUCCAUCGCCAUUGGCCCAGCACUUACCAAGCAUUUGCAGCGCGACAUUUUGGACUUGAUUUUUGCCUACUGUACGUUGUCUGUCCACAUGAGAAACGUGCUUGUCACUCUCUUGAGCAAUAUUCCGACUUUGGAACAUACUAUCAAUGCUAAGUUGCUCAAUCUCCUCAGUUUUGUUUUAUCUGGACACGAAUUCCUGCUUCCAGGUGCCCCAACGGGUGCUACGCAUAUGGACCAUGCUGCUGCGCGGCAAUAUCGUCUCGACAUGAUUUCAAGGGACACAGGACUCACCACCAGCUACAUUUCACACAAUCUGGAAUUGCAUACGGCGUUAGAUGCUGACGUUACAGUUCAAGCCUUGCAAAUGCUCUCAAACUUCACAUUUUCUGAGUAUCAGCUAAAUGAAUUCGUCCUGAACUGUGUGGUGACAUACUUGGAUAGCGCGAGCCCCGGAGUUCGACAAACAGCCAUUUCGACCGCAUGUGCGAUUUUCAGAAAUGAUCCAAUUUGUAAUCAAACCAGUAUUCGCGCCCUCAAUUCCGUGAAUGAUGUGAUCGACCGAAUUUUGCAAGUACUGAUUACAGAGGCACAUCCUGAAAUCAGACUUGAAGGACUCUCCUGUCUCUUCCAAUCUGUAAACUUCGAUGCCCAUCUAUCUAAGGCUGAAAAUGUUAAAAUUUUGUUUGUGGCUAUGAACGAUGAAGUAUUUGAAGUUCAAUGCAUGGCGCUAAAGAUUCUAUGCCGUCUAUCUACUGUCAAUCCGGCAUACAUUGUGCCUUCUUUGCGCAAAGCGCUUAUACUGCUUCUUACCCGUUUGGAAUACGCAAACACCAGUCUCAAGAAAGAGCAAACGGCUCACAUGUUGGGACUUUUGAUAGCGAAUCCGCAGGAAAUUACAAAGCCAUACACUAAACCAAUUGUGGAGGCUCUCAUACCAAAGGCGAAGGACCCCAGUCCAGGUGUAGCCACUUGUGCCAUAACUACUCUUGGUGCAGCUGCAAAAGUUGCAGGGGAAGAUAUCAAACCAUACCUACCCCAGCUCAUGCCUUUGGUAAUGAGUACGUUUCAGGAUCAAAGUUCAUCUUUCAAGAGACUUGCAGCACUUAAAACUCUAGGACUCAUAGCAUCUUCAAGCGGGUAUGUUAUCCAACCUCUUCUUGACUACCCCCAAUUGCUCGGCAUGCUCGUCGGUAUUUUGAAGAGUGAGUCUAGUCUGCAUAUCCGCCGAGAGACAGUUAGACUUCUCGGUAUUCUAGGUGCCCUUGAUCCUUACAGACACAGGGAAGUAGAACAGUCUGAGGCCAACACAAAUAAAUCUUUGGAUGCUAGUGGGUCUUCAGAUAACGCGCUCCCCGUUGAUAUUGCACUUCUCAUGCAGGGCAUGUCUCCAACUUCGGAAGAGUACUACUUGACCGUGGCAAUCAACAAUUUGAUGAACAUUUUGAACGACACCUCCCUCUCCGCCCACCACAACAAGGCGGUACAAGCUAUUAUGUACAUCUUUCAAACGAUGGGAAUGCGAUGCGUUCCUUUCCUCCUGCAAAUUAUUCCAGGUCUCCUCAAAGUUAUGGGCUCCUGCAAAAUGGUUCACUUGAAGUUCCUUCUUCAACAAUUGGGGGCUCUUGUAUCUAUUGUGAAGCAGCAUAUAAGACCAUUCAUGACAGAAAUACUUCAGCUCAUAAUGUCUUUUCAUAAUCCCGCUGCUCCAAUUAAAAAGACGGUGAUUCUUCUAAUUGAGUCCAUUGCCAAAGCCUUGGAGGGAGAAUUUAAGAUGUAUUUAGCAGAUGUGCUUCCGAUGUUACUUGAUGCAAUCGAAGAAGACAAACUGCAAGACAAAGACACUUGCAUGCAAGUAUUACGCAGUUUUGUCAUCUUCGGAACGAACAUCCAAGAAUACGAUCACGUCAUUAUCCCCACUGUCUUGCGUCUUGUUGCUAGUCAAGCACCGGUUGAGACUCGCAAAUACGCUAUCGAGACAAUCGGUAAGCUUGCGCGAAACAUCUCUUUGGGAGAGAUGGCUCUGCGCAUUGUGCAUCCAUUAUUAAGAGUUCUCAAUCAGCCUGGUGGGAACGCUCCUUCUAACACCUUGACUGGCCAAGAAGCAGAAUUACAGCUCGCUACUAUAAACGCACUUUGCAGUCUUGCGCUUUCAUCUGGAGAUGAUUUUAUCAUUUUUGUGCCCGCAAUAAAGAAAGUGAUGUUGCGUCAUAAUAUUCACUCGAACAUGUUUGAAAACAUAGUCGGAAAAAUGAUGGGAGGCGAACCUCUUCCCGCAUACAACAACCUUUAUCCUGCUAUUGAACACUCGGGGCAUCAUUUGGAUGCCGCGCAAAUGGAUGUUCCUUCCAAGAAGCUUCCUGUCAAUCAGCAUCUGCUCAAAAGCGCCUGGGACUCGCUGAGUAGAAACAAUACGAAAGAAGAUUGGCAGGAGUGGAUCCAACGUUUAUCAAAGGAACUCUUGAAACAGCUGCCUCUGCAUGCCAUCCGUGCUUGUGCCGGACUAGCUAGUGAUUAUUCUCCAUUAGCUAAGAACUUGUUCAACUCCAGUUUUGCUUCGUGCUGGUCGGAGCUUUACCUGCAACACCAAGAAGAGCUCAUUAACCUGUUGUACGUUGCAUUAUCUGCUCCAAACAACCUGCCCGAGAUUCAUCAGAUCUUACUUAAUUUGGCGGAGUUCAUGGAGCAUGAUGAUAAACCAUUACCAAUUUCAAUUCUGACUCUUGGCCAAUAUGCUCAAAGAUGCCAUGCAUAUGCCAAAGCACUUCACUACAAGGAACUUGAAUUCUACGAAGAGCCAACCUCAGUCACCAUCGAGGCACUUAUCACUAUUAACAAUCAGUUGCAGCAGUCUGAUGCUGCAGUUGGAAUCCUUAAGCACGCACAAUUGCACCACGAUUUGCAGGUGAAGGAAUCAUGGCACGAAAAAUUGCAACGUUGGGACGACGCUUUGGCUGCAUACGCCAGACGCUUGAAACAUGAGCCUAAUAACUUGGAUGCUGUGCUUGGUAAGAUGCGUUGUUUGCAUGCACUUGGAGAAUGGGAGCAACUCUCGGAGCUUGCUCAGGAAAGAUGGCUCUCAGCCUCGGCCGAAACUAAGCGGAAUGUUGCGCCAUUGGCCGCUGCCGCUGCCUGGGGCUUGGGUCAUUGGGACGAUAUGGAUGCGUACAUUCGUGUUAUGAGUCCAGCCUCACCUGAUAAGGCUUUCUUUUCGGCAAUUUUGGCCCUUCAUCGUAACUCAUUUGAGCGCGCAUCCAAUCACAUUCUUACCGCUCGUGACCUACUUGUUACUGAGAUCACAGCACUUGUCUCUGAGUCUUACAAUCGUGCAUAUGGUGUUGUGGUGAGAGUGCAGAUGUUGGCUGAACUAGAGGAAAUUAUUAAGUACAAAUGCUUGCAGCCUGGUCUGGAAAAGCGUGCACUUAUGCGCCGGACCUGGAACACUCGUCUCCUCGGAUGUCAGCGUAACGUUGAUAUCUGGCAAAGAAUGUUGAAGGUGAGGGCGCUCGUCAUUUCCCCAAAGCAAGACAUGGAGAUGUGGAUUAAGUUCGCCAACUUGUGUCGUAAAUCGGGCCGUAUGAGUCUCGCGGAGAACAGCUUAAACAGUCUUUUGGAACAAGGCUCAGAACAUAACCCUUCCCGGGCACCUCCACAAGUUGUUUAUGCUCAGCUCAAAUACAUGUGGGCUAAGGGCUUAGGCAAGGAGGCUUUGCGUCAUUUGGUUGAUUUUACUACGCGGAUGCUGCAAGACUUGGGCCUCGAUCCUGAUGAUCUUAUCACUCAACCAGUUCCUCGCGACGGACCAGGUGUUCCUAAGCACGUUGAGGAGUACACCAAACUAUUGGCCCGGUGCUUCUUGAAACAAGGUGAGUGGCAGAUCGUUUUGAACAGCAAUUGGCGAACAGAAACUUCAGAGAUUAUCCUUGGUGCAUUCUUACUAGCCACUCACUUUGACAGUAAGUGGUACAAGGCUUGGCACAACUGGGCGCUUGCAAACUUCGAAGUAAUUCAAUUGUAUGAGGCAGGUAGUAUUGGAAGUGCAAAUGCUCCUCAGCCUGGCCUGGUCAUUGAAUUGGAGAGGGACUCUCCCGAGCCACAAAACGGAUCAGCUGACGCAGACAAAAACGCUACUCAAAGAAAUGGCAACGGUUCUGUACCUACUGACCCUGGGGCUGCCUCGUCUGCUCCUGAUUCUAGCAGCUCCAAUUCUAUCAAUGGCCCACGGGAUCUUGUGCUGAGACACGUUGUCCCCUCUAUCCAAGGAUUCUUCCACUCGAUCGCGCUUUCUCUGUCUAACUCACUUCAAGACACUCUCAGACUUCUUACUCUCUGGUUCAAAUUCGGUGGUAUUCCAGAAGCUGCUCAAGCUAUGGCUGACGGUUUCGGUAUGGUUAAGAUCGAUAAUUGGCUUCUGAUCAUUCCACAGUUGAUUUCGCGUAUCCACCAACCUAAUCAAAUUGUUUCUAGAUCUUUGUUGGGACUUUUGACCGAUCUUGGAAAAGCACAUCCGCAGGCGUUGGUCUACCCCCUUGCAGUUGCUGUUACCUCUGAGGGUGUGAGUCGUAAGAAGGCUGCUCUUUCCAUCAUCGACAAGAUGAGACUUCAUCUGUCUUUGCUUGUGCAGCAGUCUGAAUUGGUACUGCACGAGUUGAUCAGAGUAGCUGUGCUUUGGCACGAGCAAUGGUAUGAGGGUUUGGAAGAUGCUCUGAGACUUUUCUUUGGUGAGCACAAUACUGAAAAGAUGUAUGAGGUUCUCGAACCUCUCCAUCGUAUGAUCCAAACAGGUCCACAGACGAUGCGUGAGGCAUCCUUUGCGUCGGCUUUCAGCAGAGAACUUUCGGAUGCUUAUGAAUGGGUUCUAAACUAUCGUCGCACGAAGGAUAUCUCCAAUUUGAACCAGGCUUGGGAUGUUUACUACAGUGUAUUCCGUCGUAUCAGCAAGCAAUUGCAACAAUUGCAAACACUAGAAUUGGCCUUCGUCUCGCCUCUUCUUGAGCAGGCUCGUGAUCUCCAAUUAGCUGUUCCUGGCUCAUACCAAGCCGGCAAGCCUAUUGUUCGUAUUAUGAAGUUUGACUCGACGUUCACCGUGAUUUCAUCGAAACAACGGCCUCGUAAGUUGAGCUGCAGAGGCUCUGAUGGCAAGGAACACCAAUUCUUGCUUAAAGGGCACGAGGAUAUUCGUCAAGAUAAUCUUGUCAUGCAGCUCUUUGGGCUUGUCAACACACUUUUGGUCAACGACACUGAGUGCUUCAAACGUCAUUUGGAUAUUCAACAAUAUCCAGCCAUUCCUCUCUCUCCUAAAGUCGGAUUGUUGGGAUGGGUUCCAAACUCGGAUACAUUCCAUGUGUUGAUCCGUGAGUACAGAGAGUCGCGCAAGAUUUUACUCAACAUCGAACACCGUAUCAUGAUGCAUAUGGUCCAAGAGUACGACGAUUUGACAAUCUUACAAAAGGUUGAAGUAUUUACUCUGGCCCUCGAUAACACUCGUGGUCAGGAUUUGUACAAGGUUUUGUGGCUCAAGUCCAAGCUGUCAGAGGCUUGGUUGGAUCGUCGUACCACUUAUACUCGACUGUUGGCAGUCAUGUCUAUGGUUGGAUAUAUUCUAGGUUUAGGUGAUCGACACCCAUCGAAUUUGAUGUUGGACCGCUUCACUGGAAAAGUGGUACAUAUCGAUUUUGGAGACUGUUUCGAAGCUGCUAUUCUUAGAGAGAAAUAUCCUGAGAAGGUACCUUUCAGACUCACAAGAAUGCUUAAUUAUGCCAUGGAAGUCUCUGGAAUCGAGGGUAGUUUCCGGAUUACUUGUGAGCAUGUGAUGCGUGUCCUCAGAGCCAAUAAGGAGUCAUUGAUGGCUAUUUUGGAGGCUUUUGCAUAUGAUCCUUUGAUCAACUGGGGAUUCGACUUCCCAACAAAAGCAAUCGCUGAGACCACUGGUAUCAAGGUCCAUCAAUACAAUGUGAGCGAGCUUUUGAAGGCUGGUGAAAUCGAUGAACAAGAGGCUAAUCGUAUGAGACAACACAAUGCCUUGGAGUUACGUAACGCUCGUGCUGCUCUUGUGUUGCGUCGUAUCACCGAUAAACUUACCGGUAAUGACAUAAAGCGUUUGCGCGGCUUGGACAUUCCAACGCAAGUUGAUAAGUUGAUCCAGCAGGCAACUAGUGUUGAAAACCUUUGCCAGCACUACAUUGGUUGGUGCUCAUUCUGGUAA
Australozyma saopauloensis is the source of this 7713-nucleotide messenger RNA. It is a transcript of the gene TOR1, whose product is annotated as phosphatidylinositol kinase-related protein kinase. The coding region runs from base 1 to 7713 and encodes 2570 amino acids. Gene Ontology annotation, cellular component: nucleus; TORC2 complex; TORC1 complex. The record is from RefSeq and is a predicted model, not a curated record. The transcript has a single exon. Gene Ontology annotation, molecular function: protein-containing complex binding; protein binding; protein serine/threonine kinase activity. Gene Ontology annotation, biological process: TOR signaling; negative regulation of macroautophagy; protein phosphorylation. NCBI's taxonomy places the organism in Eukaryota, Fungi, Ascomycota, Pichiomycetes, Serinales, Metschnikowiaceae.